GCUAAAUUUCACACAAAUUUGCGUUUUAUAUGCCGAAGUACAACUACUACUUUAUAGGUUAAGAUAAGAGUCAAGUGUUGACACUCAUAAAGAAUGAAAAAGAUAUAUUAAAGAUUAACAAUAUUUGAUGCAGCUAUAGUGCAAUUUGUUUGUUGCUUAUAUUUUUCGCUGGUACAUUAAAUAAAAAAUAUACAAAAAUGACGUCUAUUAUAAAACUUCACGCGAUCUCCGGAGCGAUGAACGAAUCUCCACCUUGUUACAUAUUACAAGUGGACGAACUGAGAAUAUUGUUGGAUUGUGGAUGGGAUGAAAAUUUUGAUCAGGACUUCAUAAAAGAAUUGAAGAGACAUGUGAAUCAGAUAGACGCAGUUUUACUUUCGUAUCCAGAUCCAUUGCAUUUAGGUGCAUUGCCAUAUCUAGUAGGUAAAUGUGGCUUGAAUUGUCCCAUAUAUGCUACUAUUCCUGUAUAUAAAAUGGGUCAAAUGUUCAUGUAUGAUAUAUAUCAGUCUCGUCACAACAUGGAAAACUUUGACUUAUUUACUUUAGACGAUGUUGAUGCUGCAUUUGAUAAAAUUGUACAGCUGAAAUAUAACCAAAGCAUAUCGAUGAAAGGCAAAGGUUAUGGUGUUACAUUGACGCCUUUACCAGCAGGACAUAUGAUUGGUGGGACAAUUUGGAAGAUUGUGAAAGUUGGGGAAGAGGAUAUAAUAUAUGCUGUGGACUUUAAUCACAAGAAGGAACGUCAUUUAAAUGGUUGUGAAUUAGAGAGAUUGCAACGGCCAUCGUUAUUGAUAACAGAUGCGUUUAAUGCUACAUAUCAACAAGCUAGACGAAGAACAAGAGAUGAAAAAUUGAUGACUAAUAUCUUGCAAACAUUGCGAGGUGGUGGUAAUGUAUUGGUUAGUGUGGACACGGCUGGCCGUGUACUGGAGUUAGCACAUAUGUUGGAUCAGUUGUGGCGCAAUAAAGAAUCAGGAUUACUUGCCUAUUCAUUAGCACUUCUUAAUAAUGUGAGCUAUAACGUUGUAGAAUUUGCAAAAUCACAAAUUGAAUGGAUGAGUGAUAAAUUAAUGAGAAGCUUUGAAGGUGCACGUAACAAUCCAUUUCAAUUUAAACAUUUACAACUAUGUCACAGUAUGGCAGAAUUAAAUCAAGUUCCAAGUCCAAAGGUAGUACUUGCAAGUACUCCCGAUAUGGAAUGUGGAUUUUCCCGUGAAUUAUUUCUUCAAUGGUGUACUAAUCCACAAAACAGUAUUAUAUUAACAAGCAGGACAUCUCCAGGUACACUUGCUAGAGAUUUGGUAGAAAAAGGAGGUAAUCGAAAUAUUACACUAGAGGUAAAGAGACGAGUGAAACUCGAAGGUAUUGAAUUAGAAGAAUAUCAAAAACGAGAAAAACUAAAGCAGGAACAAAUGAAACAAGAACAAAUGGAAACCGCGGAUGUGAGCUCUGAAUCGGAAGAUGAAAUAGAAGUUGGUGGUGGCAGAGGAAAGCAUGAUUUGCUAGUGAAGCAAGAAAGUAAGCCCGGCUUUUUUAAACAAAGUAAAAAACAACAUCCUAUGUUUCCAUUCGUCGAGGAAAAAAUCAAGAUAGACGAAUAUGGAGAAAUCAUAAAACCAGAAGAUUAUAAAAUAGCAGAGACUGUACCUGAAAUAGAAGAUAAUAAAGAGAAUGUAGAAAUGAAACAGGAGGAAACUAGUCAUCAUCCAGAAAUAGCUGUAGAUAUUCCAACGAAAUGCGUACAAGUUUCGCGUACAAUGACCGUCAAUGCAUCAGUAACAUACAUAGAUUUUGAAGGUAGAUCUGACGGCGAAUCUCUACAAAAGAUUUUGGCACAGCUAAGGCCGAGAAGAGUUGUCUUGGUCAGGGGUUCACCUAAAGACACAGAGAUAUUAGCGCAACAGGCACAAAGCACUGGUGCAAGAGUAUUUGUUCCGGGUAGAGGAGAGACACUAGAUGCCACGACAGAAACACAUAUUUAUCAAGUACGUUUGACUGAUGCUCUAGUGAGUGGAUUAAAUUUCUCGAAGGGUAAGGGGGAUUCUGAAGUAGCGUGGAUAGACGCGAUGAUAACGGCACGUGAUCAAAUUUGUCGAGACGCAAUCGCCGAUACUGAAUCCGAGAAUGCGAUUGAUGAAAGUGACAAAAUAUUGACUUUGGAACCUUUACCAUUAAAUGAUGUUCCUGGUCAUCAAACGACGUUCAUAAAUGAAUUGAAAUUAUCUGACUUCAAACAAGUUUUGAAUAAAAGUAACAUUCCAUCAGAAUUUAGCGGAGGAGUUCUAUGGUGUUGUAAUAAUACUAUUGCUGUUAGAAGGCACGAAGCUGGGAAGGUGAUAUUAGAAGGCUGCAUUUCUGAGGAUUACUACAAAGUGCGAGAAUUAUUGUAUGAACAAUAUGCGAUUGUAUAGAUUUGCAUAGAUUGUGCAUUAUGUAUACAUACAUGGGCCCUACUCUGUACGUAUACGCUUACCGACAACUGUCGGUGUCAUUAAGAGUCGGCAGGAGUGA
Molecule: messenger RNA, 2511 nt
Organism: Pogonomyrmex barbatus (red harvester ant)
Lineage: Eukaryota; Metazoa; Arthropoda; Insecta; Hymenoptera; Formicidae
Gene: CPSF2
Product: cleavage and polyadenylation specificity factor subunit 2
Biological process (GO): mRNA 3'-end processing by stem-loop binding and cleavage
Cellular component (GO): mRNA cleavage and polyadenylation specificity factor complex
Molecular function (GO): RNA binding
Source: RefSeq, a predicted model, not a curated record